Molecule: messenger RNA, 3666 nt
Organism: Plasmodium inui San Antonio 1
Lineage: Eukaryota; Apicomplexa; Aconoidasida; Haemosporida; Plasmodiidae
Exons: 1
Coding region: 1-3666 (1221 amino acids)
Source: RefSeq, a predicted model, not a curated record
AUGCGGCUGCGCUUGGUGCUGCCCCUGCAGACGGGCGCCCUCAGGAGGGCAAAGCAGCGGGCCCUGCCCUACCUGCAGAAGAGGACGCACGCGAAUAUCCCCAAAGUCAGCACCCUGAAGAGCAUGGACCUUCCCAGCAUCCGAAAAACUGUCGAGUUGAGCAAAAAAAAAAACCUCAAGUCGAGAACUCUCUGGAGGAACUACCUCUACGUAGUUAUCCUCAAACUGUACAACAAUGAAGUGACCAAUUAUGUCGAUUUUAUGAUUAUAUUAAAGGUAUUAAGCAAGCAAGUCUCUCUGGAGAAAAAAGUACUAAAUUUUAUCUGCGAAAAGAUGGAGAAUCACAUGUACAAACUGACCAUACGGGAAUUAAGUCUACUCAUGUUGGUCCUGAGAAAACACAACUUCGACAAUCUGUACUUCAUAAAUAUGGUGGCAAAAUCUAUACUAAUAAAAAUGAAUAAAAAUGUCUCUUACAAAGACCUGGCAUUGAUUACCUUCAGUCUGUCCAGAAGCAUUGCCCUGACAGAGAAGAUCUACACGAACGAAAUUUUCCACCUGAGCGUUUUAAAAAUACACAAGGAUUUGAAGAAUCUAAAUUUCCACUCCCUCACUUUAUUCUUCUACUCCUACAGUCUUUAUUUUCUCCACCACUUCGAACAUUUUAACUCCUUUUUUUACAUGACCAAGAGUUUUAUCCAAGUGAUAAAAAAAAAUUUGUCUCUCUUCAACCCCACCGAUUUGAUGUUCACUUUUUUGUCUGCGAUGCAUAUGUAUGGUGCGUUUAAUAACGAUAUCAGGAGGGUGAAAUGGGAUAGUGUGAGGCAUUCGUCAGCUGAGGAAGUUUCACACGCUAAUGCAGCUUUGUUAAGGGGACGGCCUACACAUAAUCAUGCGCUGACUAACUCCAGUGAGACCAAGGAUGAGACGACAUUUGUACCAUCGAAGAGGAGUUCUGAGGAAAAACUCCCUACCAGGAGUGUUCUCGUACAGCCGCUUCAUCAGGUGAAUUACACCAACGCGAAAGCGGAGCAGCAGGAUGCACCAGCCCGUGGAGAGGCACUCUCCAAUUUUAUAAUCCAAGUCAGAUACGCAAUUGUAGAGAAACUAAAAUGCUUCAAAGUGGAAGAAGUAACAAACGUACUGUUUGCCUCCGUCGAUAGAGACUUGAGCAUUAACAGGAGGUACUUCCCCUUUCUGCAAAAGGACAUGAUAGAUAUGAAGGAUUACCUCCAUGUGUACGUUAAGAGGGGGCAGAGGUGGGAGGAAGAGGAAGAGAAGAGCGCGGGAAGGGGAGAACCCACCGAUUGUUCCGUCCAUUCCUCUGGUGAAGACUCCUCUCAUGUGUCCCCCCAGCGGGCUAAUUACAUCAUUCGAGUUAGCGAAGCCACUCACCAGGACGAAUCCUUCCUUAACACACUGUCGGAGGAAAUAAUUUAUCGUAACGAAUUCCUUACCGCGCGGCAGAUACUUUUACUUCUCUAUGCUUUGAGGGGAACUAAUACCCCAUUUAUACAGCUGGAGAAAAUCCUCUUAAAGCGAUUGGUGUGUUUGGAGAAGGAACUAACGAUCAGCCAAGUCAUGUUUGUGUAUCAGUACCUCUACUUCAGGACGUGCCUGUUUCACGAGUUAAGGAGGUAUGCCCCAAAAGUGUAUAAACAGGACAGGCAAAAAGAAGAGGUGUUCCUCCUCUGCGAUGGUGACAGUGGAAGGACGGAAAGUGACAAAUGGGGAGACCAAACCACCCUGCCAAGUGAACGAAAAAGGGACAAAGACAAUCAGGUGUAUUACCUCCACGAUGAUACAUCCCACUUGAAGAAAAGGAGAAAAAGGGACAGGAGAAAAAUCUAUCUGUAUGAUCAUUUUAUUUUUAAGUACCCUGCACAGGUUAGUACAGAAGAGGGACAAGUUACAAAAUUACAAGAAAACAAAACAUUAAAACGUUUCAUUAAUCUGAACAGAAGGGAAGACUCCCUGUCCAAAGAAUCUCACCCAACCGUAAAACGUGAUGGGAACAAUCCACCCACUGGAGAGACCGAGUACCAAAUCACGUGUUACAAUUUUUACCUCGAUGUAUACAAAAUUGUUUCCCUAAAAAUGCUAAACUGGCUGAAAAAUGAAAAACUAACUACCCCCACCACUCUGCACAUUCUGGAUAUAUUCAAAAAGUUAAACAUAAGGGACUACAGAAUGAUCAGACAUUUGUAUAGAAUGGAGAGGGACUUGUUAUUUUUGGACAACAGGAGCCUGGAAAAGGUUUUAAAAAUCCUUCUCAAAUUUAACCUCUAUAAUAUAGUGAAUUUUUUGGGGCUGCAUAAAAUCCUUCAGUUUAUUAACUUCAACUCGGUGGAUGAAUGCGUGUCCAUUUUGGGUCUGCUUGGCCUACUCUCCACUCGGAGGGAAACGAAGCACCAUCAUGGGGGGAGGGAGAAAAAGGCAUUCUCCAACUUGCCCAAUUCAUGCACUGAAAAUGCGGUCAAUUAUAUUUUAAAAAAUUUAAAACACUUGACAAAUACCCAUGAGUUAGAGAAGCUUCAGAUAACUCCCGUGUACAAUUCCCUACCGCUAAAAUAUUUCAAGCUUUUCAAAAAUGUGCUCUCUGUGAGAGGUUUGGCUCAACUCUCCUUUCAACAGAGUGGGGGGGAAAAAAAUCACCUUUCCUGGUCAGGUGAAAAUGAUCGAAAGGAGGGGAGCAACUUUGUGUUGCAUUGUGUGGACGACGUCAACCUGGGGGAAGUGUCUCGUGGUUGGGGGUCACUCGACCGCGGGGGUGCCUCCCAAACGAGACAAACUCCAAGCGACACUGCUCGGACGAGUUGCCUCAACGAGUACAGAGAUCUCCAGGAGGAAAUAUUUCAAGACCUGCACACAAUAUUCCCUCGGACGGUGGAAGUUUAUAAAAACGUGAGCGUGUCGAAUUACACAUUUCCGCUGGCUAUUAAUUUGCUAACGCUGGGGGGUGGAGCGCCUAACACGGUUAACGAGGCUGGCGCUACUGACUGGGCUGGCGUGACUAACUGCGCGAGCGUGGGCAGUGCCCACCUGGCAAAGACGACACACUCCCUUGCAAUUCCAUGCCGAAGCGAUGGACCCAGCCAGGCACAACAAUUGGACAGGAAGAACACCCUCCUUGUGGACAUCCUGUACGGCCACGACUUUUACUACACCCUGAGUGGAACGAAAGAACAAAAUCUGAAGAAGCACAACAUUUACGUAUCCUACUAUGGCAUGCAUGCGAAGAAGGCAAAUAAAAAAAUGGUUAAUUAUAAAAAGUACAUCAUAUUGAAAUGCGUCAAAAAAAUUGGGUACAAUUUCAUUUGCAUUGAUGCGAAGAGAUAUGUAAAAAACAAAAAAAAAAACAGAGACAAUCACCUGAACAGAGGUUACCUAACUAGUUUGAUCCUCGAUUUGAUUAAGAGGAAGAAAGGAAUUCCCCUAGGCACAAAUAGAAGGGUCAGUGGAAAAAACAGCUCAGCUACAUCGCGACAACGACGCAGAAGAAGGUCACUUUUGCGAGACAAAAGGCACAAGUGCAGCGUUGAAGAGCUGCCCUCCCAUGUGGGGACAAACAAACACCUCCGCAAGAUCCACGCUGGGGGACAAAAGGCGGGCCCCCCCGGGACCAACCAUCUGGACAAGUUGCGGCACAUGUUCCAGCUUGGGUAA